AGGGGUGAAAGGAAGCGUACAGUUAAAAUGAAACGAGUCAGAAAGGAGAAGGUAAAAGAAAGGAAAAGUACUGUAGAUUGGACAUCUAGGAAAGUAAACAUGGGCUCAGGUCAGAGUUCAUGUUAGCUAAUCCUAGCCACCUGCAUGGUAGGAUCGUUGUCAAUGUCAGAGCACUGUAUUAUUAGACAUUGUUUGGUCAAAACAGCUGUGUUUAUGUCAAUAUCUGCAGGGAAUCGAGUAUGUGAAUGUUAAUAAUAGGCAAACAUCGUUGCAUACUUAAACGUAAACAGUUUGCCAUAAUGGUGAUAUUCAGGUAUUUUGCUCUCUGGUCGUGAUUUCCUUGGGUUUAAUGGUCCUUUCUUUUAAGUACGAUUAUUUUUCUGGGUGUACAUAGGACGUUGUAUUGUCUUAAACGUGCCUCUGCCAGUGGUCAUCAUCACUAAGGCGUAAGAGCGUGAAGGUACGUUUCACUACAGUCAUAAUGGUGCAUUUCACCUGCCAUUAGCAAGUGUCGUGUUUGUCAGACUUAGCAGGUUAGCAUUAUGAAACACAGAGUCAGUUUACGCUUUGACACUGACGGGAGAACCGCUGUCCGGUGCUGGGUCUGAAGACCAGUCCGGUGAGGUGAGCUAUGAAAGCCAGAGUAACAGACUCAUGAUGAAGAUCAGGAAAUUCAAUCCAAGAAAAAUCUUCACCUGGCAAUUGGCCAAGACCUUGGCAAUGGGUCAGGGCCUGGCUGUCCUCAUCUGUGGGACAGCCAUCAGCUCCCAGUACUUAACGACCAACUACCACGUGAACACGCCCAUGCUGCAGAGUUUGUUAAACUAUGCCUUGCUAUGUCUCACCUACGUGACAAUGCUACUCUUCAGAAGAGGGGAUGGCAAUAUUUUUCAGAUUCUGAAGAAACGAUGGUGGAAGUACCUCCUGCUGGGCUUUGUGGAUGUAGAAGCCAACUACACAGUGGUUAAAGCAUACCAGUACACUACCCUCACCAGUGUCCAACUUUUGGACUGCUUUGUGGUGCCAGUCCUUAUGAUUCUGUCCUGGUGGGUAUUGAAGUCACGCUAUACGCCGGUCCAUUACGUGGCCGUUUGCGUCUGUCUCCUUGGUGUGGGGACAAUGGUUGGAGCUGACCUACUGGCUGGACGAGACCAGGGUUCCAGCUCAAAUGUCUUGUUAGGUGAUGGUUUGGUGCUUCUCAGUGCUACACUGUAUGCUGUGUCUAAUGUGUGUCAGGAAUAUACAGUAAAGAACCUGAGCAGGGUGGAGUUCCUGGGCAUGAUUGGCCUCUUUGGUACAGUUAUUAGCACUGUGCAAAUGGUGAUCUUGGAACGCAGUGAAGUUAUGAACAUUAGGUGGAGCUGGGAAGUGGGGCUUCUAUUCUCUGCUUUUGCCCUGUGUUUGUACACGUUGUAUAGCUGUAUGUCCAUAGUGGUGAGACUAAGCAGCGCCACCUCUGUCAACCUCUCCCUGCUCACUGCUGAUCUCUUCAGCCUUUUCAGCGGGCUGUUCCUCUUCCAGUACAAUUUCUCUGGACUUUACCUGGUCUCUCUGGUUGUCAUUCUCAUUGGCUUCAUCAUGUAUAAUGCUGUUCCCACACCCACUGCAGCUGAUCCUGUCUGUUCUUCCUCCUCCAUUGAGGAAGAACAGUGUGAUGAUCUGGCAGCAUCUCAGAAUGAAAUGACAACCCAGGUAAUAGUUUUAGAGAUAACUAACCAAGAAAGAGAGGGUGAUGAAAAAGAGUGCCAUAUAGAUGAAGAGACAGAUGAUGGUUGGAAAGACAAGAGGAGGAAAAAAAAGAGAGGACAAAGUUUUGGAGAAGAAAACAAUGAUGUAUUUUUUUGCACUAAAAUGUGACCCCUGGUAAAAUGUACACAUUUUGUUUAUUUAUUGUGUCUUGCUUGUAAAAUAGUAAAUGACCCACAAAUGAUUAAAACAGUUGUUUUGUAA
Molecule: messenger RNA, 1950 nt
Organism: Cynoglossus semilaevis (tongue sole)
Lineage: Eukaryota; Metazoa; Chordata; Actinopteri; Pleuronectiformes; Cynoglossidae
Product: solute carrier family 35 member F2-like
Exons: 9
Coding region: 655-1857 (400 amino acids)
Biological process (GO): transmembrane transport
Cellular component (GO): membrane
Molecular function (GO): transmembrane transporter activity
Source: RefSeq, a predicted model, not a curated record